Messenger RNA from Cyanidioschyzon merolae strain 10D, 1581 nucleotides. Its product is annotated as similar to micrococcal nuclease, mitochondrial precursor. The record is from RefSeq and is a predicted model, not a curated record. Gene Ontology annotation, molecular function: nuclease activity; nucleic acid binding. The transcript has a single exon. Gene Ontology annotation, cellular component: cytoplasm; mitochondrion. NCBI's taxonomy places the organism in Eukaryota, Rhodophyta, Bangiophyceae, Cyanidiales, Cyanidiaceae. The coding region runs from base 1 to 1581 and encodes 526 amino acids.
AUGCUUGGGAACACAAGACGCUCGCGAGGUUCGUUCUCUAUACAGAUUCCACCUUACAUGCAGCAGUUCCCGCUCUGGUGGUUAUGCAGUCUCGCCAGCGGAUACCCCGAAUGCCCAGAGAAUCCAGGGUCCAGCCUCCAAUACCUCUGGCAUCGUGUGCAGCUCUCCGCUGCACCAUGGAACCAGUUCAUGCAGCAGCAACUCUGUGCGCUGCAGGACUCGUGGAUAUUUUCGACGCUGCAAGCCACCGGCGAUAGCUUCUCGAAUCCCCCAGCGGUAUCCUGGCCACUAGCUCGAGGUUUGAGCGUUGCGCUCGACUCCCAGUGGACUCAAAUUCGAAAACGAAUCACCGAAUACGUCAAGCCGUUGACGCUGGAGUCGAUACCCACCCGCGUGCCGUACUUGGCGUCGCUUGAGGAGCGCCUCCGUCCUUCUCGUAUGCUCGAGUGCCAAAAGCAUCUCUGGGGACGGAUUCAGUCAAGAUCCGCGCAGUCUAACUCGGAGUCGCGGAGUUCCGUGCGAGCCACCUCGGACAACAGCAACCGCUACAGCGAGUGGCUUGCCAUCGUGUUGACCAUCGGUGCUACCGCGCUCUUUCUCCGCUGGAUCUACAUGGGUGUGCAUCGAUAUCCAACCGCCGCGCAUCUGCCUCCUCAUUAUCUGGCACUGCGAAAUCCCCGAACCGGGAAAAUCGAUGCGGGUCGACAGCUUCAUGGUCUCGUCGUGCAUGUUGGUGAUGGAGACAACUUUCGCGUACUGCAUACACCGUGGCUUCUGCGUUGGUGGAUCCGUCUGCGUUGGCGUCUGAGUGGCGGGCAGCUGCCCUACAAGGGGAAUCUCUCGAGUCAGACUAUUCAUGUUCGCCUCGCUGGAGUUGACGCACCAGAGUGCGCUCACUUUGGGCUUGCUGGACAGCGGUUCGGACCUCAGGCACGAGCAUGGCUACAACGCACCCUAUUAAACCAGCCGGUGAAGCUCUUGCUGUACCAGCGCGAUCGGUAUGGACGAAUCGUUGCGCACGUCUGGCGUCCGCGACGCAUACCGCUGCUCGGGCCGUUGUUGCCCGGACUUAACGUCAGUCUCGAAAUGGUUCGUGCCGGCUACGCGGAAGUUUAUCGGGGAGCUGGCGCCUGCUACGGUCAUCUCCGGGAAGCGCUCGAGUUGGCUGAGCGGCAGGCCCAAAAACGUCGUCUGGGCAUGUGGGCGCGCUCGGGUAGCCAUUUUCUCUCGUGUGCUGGUCACGUUGCCAUCCAGAGUACGCGGAAACUACGUAGCUCGCCAUGGCAGCAGCUCAUGGGCGCCCUCACUCGACCCAGUGCGUACAAACGACUCGUACAGGUAGUCAAACAACCGUGCGGCUCUUCCCCGGACUGGAAAACAGCCCCGGCAUCUCGAGUGGCAACUGCGAUUGCCGUAUCUGCGUCUCGCACUCCACACCAGCAGGGGCGACUCUUGGCGAGUAGAAUCCCCCCGAAAACGACCUCCUCAUCAGUCCUUCAGAUCAGGCCGCGUCUGCUGCUUCGAGCGCUCAGCACCGCGCUGUGUCAACGAUCAAGAAAGCGCCACAUCCUCGGAUCCUAG